CUGGGCCGGGGGCGGCGGCGGGGUUCUUUCUCGGUGCAUGGUCUUACCCGCGCGACGGUGCUGCUCUGUGCCUGUGAUGGAGGGCGUGCGCUGGGCCUUUUCGUGCGGCACAUGGCUGCCGAGCCGCGCCGAAUGGCUGCUGGCGGUGCGGUCGAUCCAGCCUGAGGAGAAGGAGCGCAUCGGCCAGUUUGUCUUCGCCCGGGACGCCAAGGCAGCCAUGGUACUACAGGCCGGUCGUCUGAUGAUGAGGAAAUUAAUUGCAGAGAAAUUGAAUAUCCCUUGGAAUAAUAUUCGUUUGCAGAGAACUGCAAAGGGAAAACCAGUUCUUGCAAAAGACUCCUUGAAUCCUUACCCCAAUUUCAACUUUAACAUCUCGCAUCAAGGGGACUAUGCUGUGCUCGCUGCUGAACCGGAGCUGCAAGUCGGAAUUGAUGUAAUGAAGACUAGUUUUCCAGGUCGUGGUUCAAUUCCAGAAUUCUUUCAUAUCAUGAAAAGAAAGUUUACCAACAAAGAAUGGGAAACAAUCAGAAGCUUUAAUGAUGAAUGGACUCAACUGGAUAUGUUUUACAGAAAUUGGGCCCUGAAAGAAAGCUUCAUAAAAGCCCUUGGUGUUGGACUAGGAUUUGAAUUACAACGGCUUGAAUUUGAUAUAUCCCCGUUAAAUCUGGAUAUAGGCCAAGUUUAUAAAGAAACACGCUUGUUCCUGGAUGGGGAAGAAGAAAAAGAAUGGGCAUUUGAGGAAAGCAAAAUUGAUGAGCACCAUUUUGUGGCAGUCGCUCUGAGGAAACCAGAUGCACCUAGACGUCAGGGCAUUCCAGCUCAAGAUGAUUCUAAACCAACUCAGAGGGAGUUUACUGUCCUCACUUUUAAUGAUUUAAUAUCAUCUGCUGUUCCGAUGACCCCGGAGGAUCCUUCAUUUUGGGACUGUUUUUGCUUCACAGAAGAAAUUCCGAUACGAAAUGGCACAAAAUCAUGAUAGGAUUCCCUGAGGAACAAAGGGAAAUGAAAGCUGUUUGUAAUCUUCUGUAUUCACUGAAACAAUAAAUGCCUGAUAGUAUCACAUUUUAUUUCAAAAACCCAUUUUUAAAAAAACAAACCCAUUUUCCUAUUAAAAACACCAGGCUGUCAGUUCAGGCUAAUUCCCUAGAACACACGUUUACCUCUUGCCCACAUCGCACUGGAUUAACAGAAGGAGCAGAAUCUUACAGUGAUAGGUGCUCUUUGUAGAAAACAGUAGAAAAUCAAAUAUGCAAAGGGAACAUUGACAUUUUUAUGUUUCAGAGACCAUGAUUCCUAAAACCUGAAGUUUCUCUCCAGACCUUUCUCUUGGCAAAUGAAUCCGUAUUAAUCCACUUUCUGUUUUUAAAGGAAACAGUAUUUUGUUAUUUUUUUACCAUCUUAAUUGUUCAUCUCCUGUUCAUCAGUUUGUGUCUGUGUCCUGGACUUCCCUGGCGCUGAUGUCCUGACCAGAGGUAACAGGUCCAAAUAACCCCGGGCAUUUCUCUCCGCCUCAGCACACGCACACGGGCACACAAUCAGCCGCCUAUCUCUCUGUUCUGCCGCAGGCUCCCUCCCUUCUCCAGAGAGCUGCUCCUGUGACUUGAGCCUCACAUCUUGGUAGGGUUGGGUCUCAAAGGCCGGAAGGGCCCUUCAUUUCUCCUCUCACAUCUUAUUUUCAUCCGUGAAGAGGACCUCCCAACAGAGCGCACACGUUUCCCCCUCAGCUUCUCUUGACCCAGAGCAGACACCUGAUGUUAGCGGCCUCUGUGGGGAGUAGACCCGUUGUAGGAGAGCCCGGCGAUGGGGGGGUGCGGCCUCCAGGGCGCCCCGCCACCUGCCAUCACAGGGAAGAUCCGCUCUGCACCCCGCGCACCCCCUCCCGUGCUGGACGUUGUGACCGUGUGCGGGGUUGAGUGUGAACAUGGGUGCAGUGCAUGUCCUCGCAGCCGCAUGCUGGGGAACAUGCUUUUCCUCUUCCUGAAGAGCGUCUCCAGCUGCGGUUCACAGGCUUAAACCGUCGGAGAGCUUUGAGAAGAAAAGGCCGUGCGGCUUCCACUUGCGGCGAGUGUUCUGUGUGUGACCACCCGUUCACCCGCUACCUACGUUCUUCCUGGUCAAACGGGCAUAUUCUCCUGCCUUUUUUUUCACCUGAUCUUUGCCAAUAUAAGUGAAAAAUGGUGUCUUGUUUUUUUAAUUUGUAGUUCUUUUAUUACUAAUGAGAUCGAUACAUCAAUGUUGUUACUGGCUGUUUUUAUUCCUUUCUUCUGAGCCACUUGUUCAUCGUCUUUACCUGUUUUAAUUCAGUAAAUUAGCACUUAAAGUGGGAGCAUAAUAUAGAAGAUGCCAAAACCAUCACAUCGGUGACAGAAUCUAUUACAUGGCUGUAGUGUGCAUGUCUUGGGGAGUUAAAGUCUUGUUGUUGUGAAAUACCAAGAAGUGAAAGGAUUUCAUUGUUUUUGUUAGUAAAAUUAACAGUGUAUAAAUUGCAUAAAAUUAGAUACUUUGCAAAAAAACACCAUUGGAAUGUUUUGUAAUUUUUUAUUUCAUCAAGCAUGCCCAAAUACUCCAAGCAGAGUAAGUAAUGUUUUUAAAAGAUCAAGUAGCGUAUAAAAUAGGAAACCUUGUUGUCCCUUAGCAUGAAUGUAAUAGUGAUAUGAAAACCUGUCAUCCUAUCUUGUCGUGAUAAUAAAGCAAUUAACAGUGAACUUUUAUGGGCCAAGAA
Molecule: messenger RNA, 2722 nt
Organism: Suricata suricatta (meerkat)
Lineage: Eukaryota; Metazoa; Chordata; Mammalia; Carnivora; Herpestidae
Gene: AASDHPPT
Product: aminoadipate-semialdehyde dehydrogenase-phosphopantetheinyl transferase
Exons: 6
Coding region: 38-976 (312 amino acids)
Cellular component (GO): cytosol
Molecular function (GO): magnesium ion binding; holo-[acyl-carrier-protein] synthase activity
Source: RefSeq, a predicted model, not a curated record